AUGUCAGGCCACAACGACUGGUUCCAGAGCUCCCGCGCCCCCAGCUUCGCUCAGAUGCUGAAGAAGAACCUGCCGGUGCAGUCGCCCAUGCAGACGGUCACCACACCCCCUGGAUUCUCGAGCCUGACCUCGAUGGCCUCCAAGGUCACUCCGGUGACAGGUAAUUUUCCAGAACCACUGCUUUCCAAAGGUCUUUCAUCUCUAUCAAAUCCUGUUCUCCCUCCGAAGAAAGUACCAAGGGAAUUUAUAAUGAAAUACAAGCGUGGAGAGAUAAACCCUGUGUCAGCCUUGCACCAAUUUGCACAAAUGCAGAGGGUUCAGCUUGACCUUAAGGAAACUGUAACAACUGGUAAUGUAUUGGGACCAUAUUUUGCUUUUUGUGCUGUGGUGGAUGGUAUUCAAUACAAGACUGGACUGGGACAAAACAAAAAGGAAUCUAGAUCAAAUGCAGCAAAAUUGGCUCUGGAUGAGCUUCUGCAAUUGGAAGAACCUGAACCAAGAAUUUCAGAAACAUCGGGUCCUCCUCCAAUCCCUGCAGAACCUAUUGUUUCACCUGAACCAGUAUAUGUUUCAAAAAUUCAUUAUGAAGGAAGAAAUGUUCAGUAUGCAAAAAUUUCACAGAUUGUUCAAGAAACAUUUAAUCAACUAAUUUCUAAUCAUUCAGAAUAUCUGAAAUGUAGCAAUUCAUUAGCUGCUUUUAUAAUUGAAAGAGCUGGACAGCAUGAAGUGGUAGCCAUAGGCACAGGUGAAUACAAUUACAGCCAGUGCAUCAGGCCAGAUGGACGAGUGCUGCAUGAUACGCAUGCUGUUGUCACAGCCAGGCGCUCUCUCCUCAGGUACUUUUAUCGACAGCUUCUGCUCUUCUAUAGCAAAAAUCCUACUAUGAUGGAAAAGUCAGUAUUUUGUACAGAACCAGCUUCAAAUUUGCUCACUUUUAAACAGAAUAUCAACAUUUACCUCUAUAUGAAUCAGUUACCUAAAGGGUCAGCCCAGAUAAAGUCCCAACUGCGUCUUACUCCACAUUCCAUAGCUGCAUUUGAAGCCAAUGAAGAACUGAGUCUCCACGUAGCUGUUGGAGGAAAGAUUUAUCUGACAGUCUACUGUCCUCCAGAUGUUAUUAACAGAGUCAGUAGUAUGUCCUCCAGUGACAAAUUGACCAGAUGGGAAGUGCUGGGUGUACAGGGGGCAUUGCUGAGCCACUUCAUACAGCCAGUUUACGUCAACAGCAUACUUGUUGGUAAUGGGAAUUGCAAUGACACGAGAGGCUUAGAAAUUGCUGUGAAGCAGCGCGUUGAUGAUGCACUCACUUCAAAACUCCCAAUGUUUUACUUAGUCAACAAGCCUCAGAUUAGUUUAGUUCCUUCUGCAUAUUAUCUUCAAACAAACUCGGAGUAUAAAACUCUGAGUUUAAAUUGGGCACAAGGGGACAUUUCUUUGGAGAUUGUGGAUGGUCUAAGUGGAAAGGUCACUGAAAGUUCCCCAUUUAAAAGUGGUGUGUCAAUGGCAAGCCGGCUUUGUAAGGCUGCUAUGUUAAAUCGAUUUAACCUGGUUGCCAAGAAAGCUAAAAAAGAUGAUUUACUAGAAGCUAGUACGUAUCAUGCAGCUAAGUGCAUGUCUGGUUCCUAUCAAGAAGCUAAAACUUUGUUGAAAUCGUACUUAGAGCAACAUGGCUACGGUUCCUGGAUUGUGAAAUCUUCCUGUAUUGAGCAUUUUAGUAUGUGA
Messenger RNA from Suncus etruscus (white-toothed pygmy shrew), 1722 nucleotides. RefSeq names its product adenosine deaminase domain containing 1 (gene ADAD1). Gene Ontology annotation, cellular component: nucleolus; cytoplasm. The transcript is spliced from 11 exons. Lineage: Eukaryota; Metazoa; Chordata; Mammalia; Eulipotyphla; Soricidae. Gene Ontology annotation, biological process: RNA processing; adenosine to inosine editing. Gene Ontology annotation, molecular function: double-stranded RNA binding; double-stranded RNA adenosine deaminase activity; tRNA-specific adenosine deaminase activity. Bases 1 to 1722 code for a protein of 573 amino acids. The record is from RefSeq and is a predicted model, not a curated record.